AUGUAUGCUGGCCCGCCUGGCUUUGGCCACCUCCAUAACCACUUCCAAUUUCAAUCGCCCGCCGACAUUGAUGGAAACAGCCUCAAGAAGAAGCUGGACACAACUCGACCGUUCGGAAGAUCACCACCCCAAUUACUACCCAGCGCAUGGAUGAGCGAGCUUAUCUCUUGUGGUAUUCCAGGCUCUUCUACAGGGUUGACCGAGACACCAGUUCAUUCUUCUAUUUCUCACCCAAGCGCCCCUUUCCCCCAUCGAGAUAGAUCACCAAAUGGCAGCUUCGAUGUCGACUACUCACUCCCAACACGAUUAAAAAGGAAUAAUAGUGAUGAUGCUUAUAUGCCUCGCGGUCAAAAGAGAAGGGCAGCCAGUCCAAAUGACGAUCACCCUACCAUGCCAUCAGACAUGUCUCAUCGACGUGGGAUGAACUCCCGCGAAUCCCCUCAAGGUCGCUUCACAAGCCUCCCUCGAGGUGCCACUAUGCCUUUGGUACGAACAUCACGAAACAACUCACAUUUCUCGACAAUGUCCAUGCCGAUGCACCCAGCUAGCAUCACUACUGCCACCUAUUUCGGCCGACGCUCACCAGUGGGGUCAUCCCUAGGCGGCAUCUCAUCAACCUCUCUCAACCCCAGCCCUCGAACCUCUAUUUCUAGACGGGGAUCAAUCCACUCCAGUACUGCCUCGGGUGCAAGCAUAUUUGGAAUCACGGAAGUGCAGCAACCCGGGGGUGCUAAGGCGCAAGGCUUCUUCAUGUGCGAGUGUUGUCCCAAAAAGCCCAAGAGGUUCGAGUCGCUCGAGGAACUCAAUGCUCACGAGGCUGAAAAGCAAUACAAGUGUUCAUUCUGCGGCAACCGCUUCAAGAAUAAGAACGAGGCAGAGCGCCAUCAAAACUCCAUUCAUGUGCGCCGUCAUUCGUGGUCAUGCUCAGCUCUCUCCGGAUACUAUAGGGCCUUUCACGAUUCUACUAACAGACCUGGCGAAGCUGACACCUGUGGCUAUUGCGGCGAUGAAUUUAUACGCUCUGGUCGCGGCCCUGGUACGGGUGUCUUUAACGGUGGUAAUGCGCCUUGGCACGCCACGGACCGGGACUGGGAUGGCCGCAUCAGGCAUCUGCGGGAGGUUCACUAUUUCGGAGACUGCAAGUCGUCCAAAAAGUUCUUCAGAGCGGAUCACUUCAGACAGCAUCUCAUGCACAGCCACGCGAGCACAAGUGGAGAGUGGACCAACAUGUUGGGGAAGGCCUGCAUGCUUGAGGAAGACCCAACACCUCGGUAA
Molecule: messenger RNA, 1275 nt
Organism: Fusarium poae
Lineage: Eukaryota; Fungi; Ascomycota; Sordariomycetes; Hypocreales; Nectriaceae
Exons: 2
Coding region: 1-1275 (424 amino acids)
Source: RefSeq, a predicted model, not a curated record